This is a messenger RNA of Arabidopsis thaliana (thale cress), 558 nucleotides long. Lineage: Eukaryota; Viridiplantae; Streptophyta; Magnoliopsida; Brassicales; Brassicaceae. The record is from the annotation of a RefSeq genome assembly.
AUGUUUCCACUCAAUUUUCAUUACGAAGAUGUAUCACGUCAAGAUCCGUUGCUCAAACCGAAUCACGCCAACGUUAUGGAAGUUCCUGGAUCGUGUGAAAUAAGAGUAGUACCAAAGGCACCCUAUAAUUUCAUAAUAAAAAAUGGAAAAUUGGCUAUGGAGAUUCCGCGCGGUCAGAAAUUCAUACAGACACAAAGGGGUUCGACAGGAAAGUCCUUUCGAUCUAAUCCAUUCUUGGGGUCAAAUAAAGACAAAGGAUAUGUAAGUGACCUAGCACGACAAAGCACUCUCCGAGGGCAUGGAAUGUCUAAUUUUUCGGUCAGAAUCUCGACAGUAAUGUCUCUAUUAGAUUUUCCGGUCGAAAUACGGAAAAACUCCAUUCAAUUCUCGAUGGAAACGGAGUUUUGCGAAUUCUCCCCGGAACUGGAAGAUCAUUUCGAGAUCUUCGAACAUAUUCGGGGGUUCAAUGUGACUAUUAUCACUUCGGCCAACACACAAGAUGAGACUUUACCACUGUGGAGCGGUUUUUUGCAAAAAGAUGAGGGGGAAACUCAGUAA